Molecule: messenger RNA, 1411 nt
Organism: Ziziphus jujuba (common jujube)
Lineage: Eukaryota; Viridiplantae; Streptophyta; Magnoliopsida; Rosales; Rhamnaceae
Product: phosphatidylglycerophosphate phosphatase PTPMT2
Exons: 7
Coding region: 306-1154 (282 amino acids)
Biological process (GO): protein dephosphorylation
Molecular function (GO): phosphatidylinositol-4,5-bisphosphate 5-phosphatase activity; protein tyrosine/serine/threonine phosphatase activity
Source: RefSeq, a predicted model, not a curated record
UAUUCGCCUACCUAUUAAAUCCGAUUCCCUCGCAAGAACGUUUCUAUUCCAUGCUCUGUGUGUUCACACACACACACACACUCUUUCUCUCUCUCACACUCUCUUUCUCACUUUCACUCUUUUCCAUAUUUAGAAUUCUCAGUCCCCAGAUUUUCCCUAAUUUCCAUUUCCAUGCCCAGUUUUUCAUUUUUUUUUCGCUUCCCGAUCGGUGUGCUUCUCUCCCAAUUCGGUAAAUUAUUUUCAGUUUGCUCCCCUUCCAUUUUUGGAACAUCUUCAAUCCACAGGGUUUUGGUUCGGUUUGUGAGAUGAAGAUCGAGGAAUUGGAUGAUGUGGAGAUUGAUCAGAACGAUAGCGUAUAUGGGAAGCAGAUUGUUAGGGUCAAUGCGAAGAGAGCUCUGGUAGGAGCAGGUGCUCGGAUCCUUUUCUACCCGACGCUUUUGUAUAAUGUGCUUCGGAACAAGAUGGAAGCCGAGUUCAGAUGGUGGGAUGAAGUUGACCAGUUUCUUCUUCUGGGUGCAGUCCCAUUCCCUAAGGAUGUUCCGCGGUUGAAGCUGCUGGGUGUUGGUGGUGUUAUCACACUCAAUGAACCUUACGAAACUUUGGUUCCAACAUCCCUGUAUUAUGCACAUGGGAUUGACCACCUGGUAAUUCCCACAAGAGAUUAUCUCUUUGCUCCCUCAUUUGUGGAUAUUAGCCGAGCUGUGGAGUUUAUUCACAGAAAUGCAUCUUGUGGUAGAACUACUUAUGUCCACUGCAAAGCUGGUCGGGGAAGGAGUACUACCAUUGUGCUUUGCUAUUUGGUGGAAUACAAGAACAUGACUCCAGCUGCUGCCCUGGAUUAUGUCCGUUCUAGAAGGCCUCGUGUUCUGCUAGCUCCUUCUCAAUGGAAGGCUGUUCAAGAAUUCAGCGAACGUAGACCUUCUACUGCUCCAUGCUCACCCUCAGGAGAUGCUGUCUUUAUUACAAAAGAUGAUCUUGAAGGUUAUCAUGGCACCAGUGAUGAUGCUGGUAAGCAACUUGCAGUUGUCCCAAAAGUUUUGAAGGCGAGUCCAAUGAUAGCAAGAUUGUCCUGCCUUUUCGCUUCCUUGAAAGUUUCUGGUGGUUGUGUACCAGUAGUAAGGCGGUUGCCUGUACCUGAGCCACGUGCUUGCUGAGCCAUCCCAUGCCUGCAAGAAUUGCAUGAAUUGGUUGCUUGUACAGAAAAGCACUAUGGAAAUAAGUAACAUAUGUAAAGUUUCAAUGUUUCGGUAGCUUGUGUUUAUGAGAGAGAGAAAGGUAAAUGAAGGGGAAGAAAAAUAUGGCUAGUUUUUCAAGGUUGUGCAUAUCAGUGUAUUUAUGGUCAUGGAAGGUGUUCUAGUUAUGCUUGUAUAUAUACAUCAAUUUUCCUAAUUUGUUAUCAUUUCGCUUUAAA